Molecule: messenger RNA, 1305 nt
Organism: Aspergillus tanneri
Lineage: Eukaryota; Fungi; Ascomycota; Eurotiomycetes; Eurotiales; Aspergillaceae
Exons: 6
Coding region: 1-1305 (434 amino acids)
Source: RefSeq, a predicted model, not a curated record
AUGGUUGGUGCCUACAUACUAUCAGUUCUUCUUGCGGGUCCACCGAUCAAGUACCACUCAGCUCCUCCUCUCCAAGCCCUGGCCCCAGCCGACAAGUCUGGUUCGAUUGAACUCUGCCAAUUCGAGCCAUACCAGACCGUCGACAGUCAACAUCAUGCGGGUAUUAUCAUCAUCACCUCGGCCAUUUGCCUGGUAAUCACGCUGGUGUGUUUAUUGAUCCGUCUGUACGUGCGGUUAUUGUUGAGUCCGCCAUUGGCAUUUGACGAUGUGAUCCUGCUCGGCGCAACGCUCACAGCCAUUGUGGAGUCGAUUAUCGUGUUUUAUUCCUCAUCCAUUGGAUUCGGCACGGCAAUCUCGCUUCUCGAUGAGCGGACCGUAUCGAAGAUUCAAAACCAUGUCGCCGCCGCCGACGUCCUGUAUCUCAUCACGCUGUUCCUCUCCCGGUGCUGCAUAGUCGCCAUCUACUCUCGUUUGACCCCGCGACGGGCUCAUAAAAAUAUCCUGUGGGCUACCUUCGCGAUCAGCACGGCGGUCAUCAUCGUCUCUAUCUUUAUCACCACAAUCGAUUGUUCCGUCAACAAGCCAUGGGUGACGCCGGCAGAACACUGCGUGAACCUGUUCCCCCGCUGGCAAUUCAUCACGGCCAUCGACAUCAUCGUGGAGGUCUUUCUCUUCCUGUUCUCCAUCGGACUGGUCUAUGGACUCCAAAUGCCUCUCAGACAUAAGAUUGUCAUUAUGAUUUCUUUUGCAGCGAGAUUACCACUCGUCCCCUUCGAAGCCGUCCGUCUCACUUAUUUCCACCGAUUCAUCAACUCAUCCAACCCCACCUUCGAUGCAAUCCAACACUACCUCUGGACCCAAAUCGAUAUGAACUACGCCCUGGUGUCGUGCACCGUGUUUUGCCUCCGUCCGUUCAUGAACGCUGUCACCACCGCGUACGGCACAGCCGGCGACUCGAAUCUCGAGAGUAGCGCCCGCUCCAGAAGUAACCCCUACGGUUCGGGUACAAUGCACAGCUCUGGUCGACAUCGCGGCGGAGACUACGCUCUGCAGAAUCUCGAGGCCGGGUCAUCCCACGGUCAUGGUGGAGGAGGAGGUAGAGGAGGACCGUUCAUUCCCCCCGGGGCCCCAGGCAGGGAGGGCGCAAAUACAAUGGUGACUUCUUAUCAGAACGGUGGUGAUCCCGGUCAGCAUUCGGAUCGUGAUGAUCGACAGAGUCUGGGUAGUGAGGGGAGUACGAAGAUGAUUAUUAAGAAGGAUGUGGAGUAUACCGUGGAAAGAGAGCCUCGGGGACAUGAAUUAUAA